ACCUCCGCUCCCAUUUGCCGAACAAAUUCCCCUUCCCCUUCCUCUCCCCACUCCACCCACCCACACGCCGACGAGCAAACCCUAGCGAGAGGGAGAGAUCGGCCAUGGCGCUGCGAGCCCUGUACAACGAGAUCCGGGGCAUGAAGGUCCGGGAGGUGCCGGCGUACCUGAAGCCGCGGCUCACCUGGGAGAACGUCAAGAAGAGCGCCGACCAGGCCGUCGACCGCUACAUCGAGAAGUACAUCGAGACGAGCAAGCCGGACCCGCUCUUCCACGUCUGCUUCGGCGGGAUGGCCUUCUCCUACCUCGUCGCGCUGCCCUGGGAGCGGGCCCACCUCGCCCACCUCGAGGAGAUGGAGAGGACCGGCGGGAAGCACCACUAGAUCCACCGCCCCCGUCCGUCGCCGGCCACACCGAGGACUGGUGGCUUUUCUGGGGUCCAUUCUGGAUAAUGGCUUAUAUUUUCUUCUACUGAUGAGCUUCUGGAGUCAUGUUCAUUUGGUGCUUUAUUUUGUACUCAGACAGCAAGAAACUGUCCAGCUUAUCGUUAUGUUCCUCAGCAUUGUCAUAAGCAACUUCAAACUGAGAAGUGCAUGCAUUGUGAUUAAAAACGUUUUCAGUAAUUGAGUACAAGUCUGUUUCGAAAUACAUACUCUAGUAAUUUUUUGAUGCAU
Messenger RNA from Setaria italica (foxtail millet), 674 nucleotides. RefSeq lists its product as uncharacterized. Bases 105 to 383 code for a protein of 92 amino acids. The record is from RefSeq and is a predicted model, not a curated record. Lineage: Eukaryota; Viridiplantae; Streptophyta; Magnoliopsida; Poales; Poaceae. The transcript is spliced from 2 exons.